Molecule: messenger RNA, 601 nt
Organism: Aspergillus nidulans FGSC A4
Lineage: Eukaryota; Fungi; Ascomycota; Eurotiomycetes; Eurotiales; Aspergillaceae
Exons: 1
Coding region: 110-601 (163 amino acids)
Source: RefSeq, a predicted model, not a curated record
GAGCGUUUUCUUUCUUGUUGCGCACCUACGAUACCCCUCCAUAUACUAUUUCUCUUUUGAUUCCGUGGUUUGAAAGCUACCGGUAGCUUUUCAUUCCUCUGCACUCGCCAUGGCGCCCAAUCUCUUCCUUUGCCUGCGCACCGUCUUCUGUCCCACGUACUGGUUCCAGCGUGGACAGCGCAUUCAGGGCUCGAUCAGCCGCGAAGAGCACUGGGACUCCCCAGUGCCUGGCAUUUACAAAUACAUCCCCAGUCAGGGAUGGCAUCUCGUCUGCCGCGACGGUAGCGACUACGACGAGAAAGUUCCGGUCCCUGUGGUCUACUGCCGCAUCCUGCACCGGUACCUAUUUGAGGACGAAGUCAACGAGCGAUGCCGCUGGCAUACCGUCACCCUGGACGGAGGCAAGACCGAGAAACUCCUGUUUUUCCAGCUUGACGACGGAUACACCUAUGUUGCUGGAUGGGACUCGAAGGGAAAGUUUAUCCCGGGGCCCUACCAGCGCUGGUAUCUUGACCCGGAGACCAAGACCAUGCAAAAGGUCUUCUUCCCUCCGAGCUCGAACGUUUCUCGAGUCAGCAUUACUCCAGACAAGCUCAAUUGA